Molecule: messenger RNA, 576 nt
Organism: Microthlaspi erraticum
Lineage: Eukaryota; Viridiplantae; Streptophyta; Magnoliopsida; Brassicales; Brassicaceae
Source: the annotation of a GenBank genome assembly
AUGGAUAAGGGUGAAGCAACAAAGCAAGCCAUGAACAUAGUGUUUGAGUCAGAAGCACAUGAAAAAUAUCUGUCCGACUUAGGUUUACCCGCUGAGUUUAUAAGUAGAGAAAUCGUUAGAUGCCUAACACUAGCGGAAGGAGGGAUACACGCUGUAGUAUGGGUUCUAUCUGCAAGGGCUCAGGAAGUUUUGAAGUUGUCUGGUAACCUAAUGGUUCUGUUCGACAACAAAACUCAAGAUGAAGGCAAGAAGGCUGAGCAAGUCAAUAAGCUUCUCUCUCUAGUAGAUGAGAUCAAAAGGAACAACUAUGGUCAGUCAUAUACUGAUGGCAUGUACAAUGAGAUAAAGGAACAUAGCGACAAACUAAGAAAGGAGCUUGAAUCAAAGAACCAUCCAGCUGAUUUGGAAUCAGAGUUGAAAGAUAAGUUGCAUGCGCAUCGUGGAGAAGACGCUGAAAGCUGUAGUGCAGGAGCAGGAGCAACAGAUGAAUUCGGUAGCUGUUGUUACGAUAAGAAUUUAAUGCAGAUGAAUGCUAUAAGGCAGACUACUAAUCCCCUUAGUUGCAGCAUCCUAUGA